GCGGGCGCCAGGGGCGGGCGCUGCUGGCCAGAAGGUUCGGUUGCGCGUGUGCCGUGGACUCAGCCGCCUGGUGAUAUUGACAAUAGGAGAGAGAAAGGGGCAUUGACUGGGACCCUCCGCUGGUAGCAAACGGUGGCUCUGGCAGCGGCGGCUCCAGCUCCAGCGGCUCCUCCUCCUGAUCCUGCCUCCUCCUCCCGCUGCCGCUGCAGAUCCAAUCUUCCUCUCUCCCUGCCCCCCGCCCCCACGUCGUCGCUGCGGCCGCCGCUGGGUCCGGAGCAAAGAGCAGAGGCGCCGCCCGCCAGGAAUGUGAGCGAGGAGCCACUGGCGGAGCCGCAACGGGAUCGGUGCCGAUUUGAUGGGACGGGCCCGCGGGGGAGGAUCGUGAGGCCGCCGCUGCCGGAGCGCUGAGGUUCGGGUCCGGCCGUGAGGCCUAGAGGCGCCACCGCCGCGGAACCGAAGGGACGCCGCACCGGACCGCCGUCGCCCCGGGUUCCCUGCAGCUGCCCGGACCUCCCCCUGCACGUCCUGGUCCCGCCGCCCGCCCCCGCUGCGGUCCCCUCGCCCGUCUCCCGCCCCUUGAAACCACAGAUCAUCUUUGGAUUUUUCCCCAGAAGCUUCAAGUAGGGAUAUGUCCUCAGCACCAACUACUCCUCCAUCAGUGGAUAAAGUAGACGGAUUUUCUCGGAAGUCCGUCAGGAAAGCCAGACAGAAGAGGUCGCAGAGUUCCUCACAGUUCAGGUCUCAAGGCAAGCCUAUCGAGCUAACACCUCUGCCACUGCUGAAAGACGUUCCAUCCUCAGAGCAGCCUGAACUGUUCCUAAAGAAACUUCAGCAGUGCUGUGUCAUUUUUGACUUCAUGGACACGCUAUCUGAUCUUAAAAUGAAAGAAUACAAGCGCUCCACUCUUAAUGAACUGGUGGACUACAUUACAAUAAGCAGAGGCUGUUUGACAGAGCAGACUUACCCUGAAGUAGUUAGAAUGGUAUCUUGCAAUAUAUUCAGAACUCUCCCUCCUAGUGACAGCAAUGAAUUUGAUCCAGAAGAAGAUGAACCUACCCUUGAGGCAUCCUGGCCACACUUACAGCUUGUAUAUGAAUUUUUCAUCCGAUUUUUGGAAAGCCAAGAAUUCCAACCUAGCAUUGCCAAAAAAUAUAUAGAUCAGAAAUUUGUAUUACAGCUUCUGGAGCUAUUUGACAGUGAAGACCCUCGGGAACGGGACUACUUAAAAACAGUCUUACACAGAAUUUAUGGCAAGUUUCUUGGUCUUAGAGCAUUUAUCCGAAAACAGAUUAACAAUAUUUUUCUAAGGUUUGUUUAUGAAACAGAACACUUCAAUGGUGUAGCUGAACUGCUGGAAAUAUUAGGAAGUAUUAUCAAUGGCUUUGCUUUACCUCUUAAGGCAGAACACAAACAGUUUCUGGUGAAAGUGUUGAUCCCUUUACACACUGUCAGGAGCUUAUCACUCUUCCACGCCCAGCUGGCAUAUUGUAUAGUACAGUUUCUGGAGAAAGAUCCUUCACUCACAGAACCAGUUAUUAGGGGGUUAAUGAAAUUUUGGCCUAAAACAUGUAGUCAAAAAGAGGUCAUGUUCCUUGGGGAGCUGGAAGAAAUAUUGGAUGUGAUUGAACCUUCACAAUUUGUUAAAAUUCAAGAACCUUUGUUUAAACAAAUUGCCAAGUGUGUGUCUAGCCCCCAUUUUCAGGUGGCAGAAAGGGCACUCUAUUAUUGGAAUAAUGAAUACAUUAUGAGUUUGAUAGAAGAAAACUCGAAUGUCAUCCUUCCCAUCAUGUUUUCCAGUCUCUAUAGGAUUUCGAAAGAGCAUUGGAAUCCGGCUAUCGUGGCGCUAGUGUACAAUGUGCUCAAGGCCUUCAUGGAGAUGAACAGCACCAUGUUCGACGAGCUGACGGCCACAUACAAGUCAGAUCGUCAGCGUGAGAAAAAGAAAGAAAAGGAGCGUGAAGAAUUGUGGAAAAAAUUGGAGGAUCUGGAGUUAAAGAGAGGUCUUAGACGUGAUGGGAUAAUUCCAACUUAACAGAAACAAUGAGAACACCAUUACUAACCUGUGGAGUCACACAUUUAUGUAGUAGAAGAUGGAGCAACAGUUUUCUGUAUUGUGCAACUUUACAGUAGAUUUCACAUUUGUUUCAUUAUUACAACAGCACUGUAUAUACCUGUCUCUAAGUAAAGGAAAAAAAAUAAGGACUUGAAUCCAAAGUUUGGACAGUAGAUGGACUUCUCAGAACUUUGCAAACAUAAUCAUUGUUCUAACCCUCUUUUAAACAAAGCGGUCUUGAAAGAUCUGUUGAUGAAAUUGCUAUGUUAAAAUUCCAUUAUGGGGAGUUCCUUAUUUAUCACUAGCAGAGAGUCUGUUACAAGUUUCAAAUGUGAACAAUCUUAAAUUUAGCUUGUCUUUCUGCUAAGCUGUUACAUGUAUUUAUAGUAAAGGAAGAAAAAAAGACUGUCAUUUCCUUAUAAGUUUGUGUAACAUCCUCCUCUGGAUGACGUGGCUGUAAUUGACAUCUUCCCCCUUUGCACAUCUUCCUGAGUUGAACGUCCAUGGGAAACGGGGCCGUGAACUAGAAAGGUCCCUGGUAAAGGUUUUGUUUACUGGGGUGAACAUCUUUCCCGUAACCAGGUAGUCCUGGUACUACUUUAGUUUUAAAAUUAGGAGUAAAAACAGAAGGGGUGAUAAACAUAGUAGGGAAGGGGAAUUUGGAUUCAUACGUCAGUUGACGGUGAGUCCAAAUCAGAGUCUUGAAUCCUUUGAAAACAGACACUGGACAUCACAGGCUUCAGUACCCGACCAGUAUUAGUUGCAUACAUCAUUGGACACACACCAGAGAUGUUUCAGAAAUGUCAGAAAAACAUCCUUUUGGAUCAUUUGAAAUAAGAAAAACAAACACUAAAUAAUACAACCAUGAAAUUGAUCACCAGGAUUGUGAAUCUAAUUGGGAAGAGAAGAGCAAACAGCUUGGACUGUUUGGAGUUGUUGCCUUACUUUUUAAUAUGUAUUUAUAAAGUAUUCCAGCAAAAGAGGAUGUAGCCUCUGGGAAAAAACAAACCUGUUCAGUGUUUUUUGUAGAUUCUCGUUCAAUAUCUCAUCACAGCGCCAGCCCUGUUUUUAGCCAGAAAGGAUUCAGGAUAAACAUUAUUAUGCAUUCUAAAGUGGAUGCGUAUUCCUAACUACUGUAUUUGUUACCAAAAGUGGUUCUACAAAUGCUACUGAAAAAAAUCUGGAAAUUCCUAAUGUCCUGAGUAUUAAUAAUAAAGUUUAAAAAUGCUUUUAUAUCAAAGGUGCAUCGUGACCAAAUUGUUUAAGAAAAAACAAAACAAAAUCUACGGCUGUGUACAUCUUAUUGGCUCUCUGCUUUGUAUUUAAAGAAGAAUCUUACGUUAAUUAGGUAAACUGCUAUUCAGAUUGUGUACAAUAUGUUCUUCCCUGACGGAGCUGCCUUGUUAUGUAUGAAACAUAUGUGUUUGGGGGUUUGCUUACUGUGGACGUGGCAGCAGUGAGUGGAUGAUCCUCCUCAUGGUGUAGAGCCGAGUCCGUGUUCAUGUAUUGAAUUAUGAUGGUAGCAGACAGGAACGUACGGACUAUUGCUCUUCCUGGACAAACAUGAAUGUGGGCUUGUAUGUUUUUCCUUCCAUUUAAAUAUAAAGUAGAGUAAGCAGUUUUAUUGUUUUCAAGAAAAAGGAAAAAAAAAGCCACUGACAUUUCUCCCCCAAGAAGUGUUUCAGGAUUAUCAGGUCACAGUGUAUAUGGAAAAGUCAGCUAAUUAGGAUUUUGUCAUCUUGGUCACCUUGUAGGGAAAAAAAAAACCAAAACAAAAGUUGGCAUAGUUAAUUCCUAAAAAGAAACAGCAGUAAAAAGAUCAUAUGCAGCACCAAGCACAGCAUGGUUCAGUGGAAUUAAUAGAUUUUUUUUUUCAAUGUAAAGUUGGCGGAGGCUGCAAAAACAAACAGCUGACUUUAAAAGUGUUGGAACAAAGAUGGGAGUUCAACACUAAUGGUCAAAAAUAAAUUUGUAAAUUUGUAGCAGAUAUUCUCCUUUAGCCCUUUGGAUUUUAGCUUUUUAGUUUUGACUCUGCAGUACAUUUACUUUUGAUAGCAUCAACUUUCUGCCAUGAAUUCAUCUUCUUAGAUAGAAGACAUUAAGAUCACAGGUUUAUGAAUAAUCUCUGCCUAUUAGAAGGAAAUGCAGUCAUUUGAAAGGAGAAAGGCCAGGUUCCUUUUUUACACCUUACCCUGUCCUCAGAGUUAAGGUGAAACUACACAGAUACCCUUAAUGUAAAUUUUGAAUGUUGAUCAUUCCAAACCGAGGAGAAUAAAGCAAAUUUUAGACAUAUUGAGAAGCAAUUACAGCUGUAUGUCUGAAAUUCCUGGGGCAACUUCUGAGAAGAAGCACUGUCUUUUCUUCUUUUUUUAACCGAGAGCGACAAUGUGACAUCUGUCCUGUGUGCAGUGGCGCAGAGUGACUGAGGUGAUCUGACUGUUGCACUAUGUGACGUAUUUAAGGAUGUACUCGCUGCAUUUGCAGCCACCCUCUCUCUUUGUCCCUUUCCAGUUCUGCUGUUGCUGCAACUUGAGUUAAUUGUGACAAAAGCAUCUUUGUGUUAUAUUUUGUUUGCUUUCUAAUUUCCAGAACUAUAUAUAAAUAUAUUUUUUAAAUAGCAAAUACUAUAGUUAAUGAGUGAUGAUCACUCCAACCUUAUCCCUACCAUAUUGGUUUCAGGGAUAGGAUUAAGAGUGUUUUUGGAAAAAAAAAAUAUACACAACCCUGUGGUUUAGAAUGAUGCUGAGGCCUAAGUUUGUGGGCCUAGAACGACCAUGUGAGUGAGCUGACCCAUCUCGUACUUUGAAUCAAGCAUGCAUUCCUCCUUCUCACUGUGCACCGUCCCUGGUUGGUUUCCUGCAGCGUUUAGUUUUUGUCCUUUAAAAUUUUUAUUGUAUUUUGCUCUCCCUAACAUUUGACUGUUUUUUAUAAAAGAAAAGAAAAAAUAAAAAAAGUAAGAAAGAAAUAAUACCCUUGAUGCCGCUGGAUACUCAACAAGCAGGGUUCGCUCCUUUGUCUUGGGCUUGUUGGCCUAAGUGAAAGAGUUUAAUUUAUUUUGUACCUCCUCCUAUGCGUGGGGCAGUCCAGGGUGCAGAGCCAGGAAUUGCUUGUAAUUGCACCUGCUAUACUUAACCAUAUAGCCCUAGGCUCAAUCACACUAUGGAAAGGAAAAAAAAAAGUAUAUUUAGAGCUUUAAAAGCUUUUUUAUUUUUUUGUGGGGAUGGGAUGGGGUGGGGUGGGAAAGGGACGUAUGGAUGUAAGUGCUGAGUUUUUUUUUUGUUUGUUUUCUUUUUGUUUGUUUGUUUUCCUGUUUGUUUUUUCCCUUUAAUUGGAGGCACUGACCUGCCCCAGAAAAUGAAGAGAUUCUCUCUUUUGAUGCUAUUACCAAUGUUAUCACUAAGUGACAGUCACCUAUAGUAAAAAGGUGGCAUCAGACAUGAUCACUGAUGAUGUUUUAUUUGCACAUCAAUAUUUUUAUUUUUGUAUUCUGGCUCAGCUGCUGCUCUGAGUGGAGUUAAGGAAUGAGCCGCAAAGGAUUUUUGUAGUAGGUAUAUUGGCAAUGCAUUUUAUAUUCGUCUAGACUUAAUUUUGAAAAUCUAAAAGAAGGAUUGUGCAUCUUGAGAGAAAGUUGAGCAGAUUUUGACCUAGUGGAAUGUUAACUUGUGCUGCUGCUUGUGCACUGUGGCAGCGGUAGCAUCUCUCUAGGAAACACACGUCCCCUAUUAGGGUGUCUGUGAACGUCGGUUUCCCUCCCUCCCUCCCUGAGUUCCUUUUCUUUCCUCUUUCUCCUUUCCUCUUUCUUUCUUCCCUGUCAGCCCUCCCUCUCUUCUUCUCUCCCUUCCUUUUUUACUUUCUUUCCUUUUUUUGAAAUCACUCACUGUAAAUAAGUUGUAAUCCAAACCUCAUGUAUAAUGGGGAGCUUUCAAAUAUAAAUAUUACCUUACCAAGACAUUUUCUGGUGGUUGUCUGAUUUUUGAUUGAAGUAUAAUGAGAAUGACAUGUCCGUUGCUUUUGGUUUGAGGAUUUCGCUUUGGCUUCAUGAAUCCUUUGGUAUCUUAGUAUUUCAUUGUUUUAGCAGGAGAGGGCAGCAAAAGUUCAUUUUCCUGUUAGUAAUGUCGUGGUUCAUGAUUGGUUUUAAAUUUAGCUGUGUGUGUGUGUGUUUUUUUAAACAGCAUCUGUUUGUGACUAGAGGUAAAAAUGAAACAUUUUUGAUAUGAAAAGUUGCAUAUGGAAAUUAUAGACUGGUUCAACCACACAGUGAAGACUUCUGAUCCACAUCUAACUCAAAAUGCCACAAAACAAUCUCCAGUUCUGGCUAAAACAUGCUCCUUUUCAAACACAACAGAAUGCAAGCUGAGUCUUACACACUUGGAAUUUGAAAUGUUUUUCUUUGGAAAUGAUUUACUUUCUUCAGAGUGGUAAAAGAAACAAAAAUGAAGGUGCUCCCAAAAAAGAAAUGUAACCUCCCCUUUCACAGCUGUGUGAGAGGUUCUGUACUGCGGUGCGUCCUAAUAAAGAAGCAGUGAAGCGUUU
Molecule: messenger RNA, 6586 nt
Organism: Otolemur garnettii (small-eared galago)
Lineage: Eukaryota; Metazoa; Chordata; Mammalia; Primates; Galagidae
Gene: PPP2R5E
Product: protein phosphatase 2 regulatory subunit B'epsilon
Exons: 14
Coding region: 629-2032 (467 amino acids)
Biological process (GO): signal transduction; protein dephosphorylation
Cellular component (GO): nucleus; cytosol; protein phosphatase type 2A complex
Molecular function (GO): protein phosphatase activator activity
Source: RefSeq, a predicted model, not a curated record